AUGACAAGAAGCAACGACAGAGUUGGGAGUUUGCCUAUAAAAGAAGCUAAUGACAUAGCCCGAAAGUUAACUCAGUACCACCACAUCGAUCUUACACUCCCCUAUCGUUGUGAAGAGGAUGCAGCAAGCGCGACCAAGUGGAUCGCUACUUUUGACGAAGAUGAUAUAGUCAUUCAGAGAAAAUUGUGUUUGAUAUGCAGACGAAAUCCAAUGGAUGCCUUUUUCAAAACACAUGUUGCUCAGAACCAUCCGGAAUAUUCUCCUGAAACAUCUGAAAUUAUGAGACGACUGAGUGACGUCAGAUAUUCACGAUUCUGUCAAAAAGGUCAUAUUUCUUGCGACAUAAUCCAGGAGUCGUUCCCCUCGAUUUCACUGGUCGAAUUAAUCAAUUUUCUUGCUAGUCUUGGUUUCACAUUAUGUCGGAAACAGUCUUCACAACUGAAACCUAUUGAUUUUGACAAGAAAUUUGAAGAACCCGAUAUUCGUGGAGUUAGAAAAUCAAUUGCCCUGGAGGUUAUCAAAAGAAUCAAGAGCCCAACUAUUCAGUUUCUAGAAGAACUCCAGUUCAGUGCUGAAGUUGUUUCGAAUUCUCGAAUGAUGGAUCCAUCGACUCAAACUACUGUUCAUUGCCAUGUUUGUGAUAAAAUAUGCAAUCUGAAAAAUUUCAAGAGGCAUAUGGAAGUUCAUAAAAAUAAUUGGGUGGAGAGGUUUUCGGAUAUUUCUCUAAGUGAAGCAACAGAGAUCUUCAAAAGAAUAACAGAUGUACGCACCGCUCUUUACUAUGCAGCUCAGCCUGUUCGAAAUACAAUGAUUGUGAAAUUGAGUGAAGACGUGGCAGUUCAAAAUAAACUCACCUAUUUUCUUCUCGAUUCUGGAUUCGUCGUAGAAGAUUCAAGUGUUGAAACAACUCGUCAUCCUACUGAAAGCAUAAAAGAGAAGAUUGUAGCUCUAGAUCCCAAUUCUAGAGAUAUGCCAUCUCUGCUGAAGUAUGGAAUGGAAGAGAACAAUCUCAAAGAACAAGAAGAAGCAGAACGUGACACACCAGAUCUUCCCAGUCUUGAAGUAUUCGAAUCCGAGGAAUCGGAAAGCGGAAGUUCCUUAAAAAGCGAAUACGGGAGUAGUAGAAGAAGAUCAAGUAGUGUGACUAGCGGAAAUAGUUCUACCUCUACGAGUUCUUCACGAUCCGGAAUCAAUAUAAGUCCAAGCAGCAGUCCAUCGGAAGAACCAUUUCCUUAUUGUAUUCUGAACGCUAUCCCGGAGCAUCUCGAAGUCGAACAUGCACUCUACGAUCUUCUGGAAGCGAUGACUGAUGAUCCGACGUUUCAGCUGACCCAAGCCCAAUAUGGGUUUCUACUCGGGUACACCAUGUACUGUCUCGUUGUGUCAAAUGGAUCCAAGCAUAAUGUAAUAUCAAGAUUAACACUGGGCGAUUUCCGUGCGGCAAAAGUUGAUGAACAAUCAGGAUUACACUAUUUCUCAUUCUCUACAAAAACUACUUGCACACAAUUAGACAUACGUGAACAUAUAUGUGCAGACGAGCGAAUAUGGAGAGCAUUGGAAAUAUUUGAAGUAGCGAGAGAACGGAGAGCGGCAGAAAUGCAAUGGAAUGUUAUGAAUGAUGACACGGCACCAUUCUUUUUUUCCUAUGUUUCACCUAAUUUUAUUUUGAAGGAUACAAAUUAUUGGAUGAGUCAGUUUCUUCGUAUGUGUGAAAUCGACUGGCCGUGUAGAUCAAACGCUAUCUGCUCGGCAGCUUGGUCUCUUGUUGCAAAAGAUGCUAAAAAAACAGAGCACCCACAGUAUGCAAUCACUUACUUCAAACUGUUGCGUGAAAAAGAACGAAGUCAGACUCAGUUUCUUGACAACGGUAUAUCAGGACAUCCGACAUAUAGAAAAGUUUCUACAAUCGUGUUCUCAAAAGUUGAUAGGACUAAAAUGACACCAAACGAGAGAUCACGAAAGAAACAGAAGAGGUAUAUGACUCCAGAACGAGUUGGGAAACCCAACAAGCCGAGAGGUGGUGAUCACAAAUCGAAAGAGUUUUUGAUCAGAACUGGCAGAGUGAUUUCUUCAGAUUCCGAAGAAACACAGAUCAAGAACCAGAUCAAGAAACAAGACAGUGAUGACGAACCGGGAACAUCUGAACCAUUAAAACGAGAAGAAAACGAAUAUUCGGAGCAUGUUAAUUUCGAUGACACAAAAUCUCAUUGGCCUGAUUUGAGCCCGUCAUCUCAUCUCGCAGGAAACGCUUCGUCCACUGUAUAUCCACAAUAUCGAGAAGUCAAAGUGGAAGGAAACCUCACAAUGACGUGUUUAUAG
Messenger RNA from Caenorhabditis remanei, 2319 nucleotides. RefSeq lists its product as uncharacterized. Bases 1 to 2319 code for a protein of 772 amino acids. Lineage: Eukaryota; Metazoa; Nematoda; Chromadorea; Rhabditida; Rhabditidae. The record is from RefSeq and is a predicted model, not a curated record. The transcript is spliced from 4 exons.